CCUCCCACAUACUGAAACGCCUCUUACAGAGAAAGUGCUUUCCUGGAAGAGAGAGGUGCAAAAUAAUUUCACAGGAAGAUCAUCAACGUGCUUUGAACCGGAAGCUCUGCUGUUGAUCUUUGCCAGGCGAACUCCUUGGGAUCCCAAGGUUUUCUGCACAGCAUAAAGGAGCAACUUCAGAGCAGUGUGUUCAGAUUCCCCACUCCCUCUUCACUGCCAGCUUGUCGAUUGAAAAGUCUGGUAAUAAGAUCAGAUUAUAUUCCUCUCCUUGUCUUUUCUCUCCCCGUCCCCUCCACCCCACCCCAGGCCCUGCCUUCUGGAAGAAACAAAUACCGAAAGUCUUCCUGGAAUCUUGUGAUAACUUUUGGGACGUUUUUCAGCUCUGCAAGCAAUUUGGUGCCCACAACUGUGUUGGCUUUUUUGGCAGCUGCUGCACACUACUGGCUCAUAUCUAAAUGGUUGUCUACUAGGACUUCAAGAUCCUUCUCACAGUUACUACUAUUGAGCAAGAAAAGAUGAAUGGAAGGAGGAUCAAUAUGUUUGUAACUGCCACCUUGUAUCUUCUCUCCCAAUUUGUCCUUUGCGAUGGGACUGCAGCUUCAGAGAAUGAGGAAUAUGCAGAGAUUAUUGGUCUCAAUUCAUCCCCACUCAUACUAGGCAUGUCAAUCUGUGCCUUGAAAGCUGAUUCUGGUCCCUGCAAAGCCCUGCACACCCGCUAUCAUUUCAACAUCCAUACUCACCACUGUGAACUUUUCAACUUUGGUGGAUGUCAAGGCAAUGAAAACAACUUUUUAACCCUAGACGAAUGUCAAGAAAAGUGUGUCGUGAAAGAUGUGCCAGCGAAGAUAAAGAAAUCAAGACUUAAGAAUGAAAAGCCGUCCUUCUGCCUUUUGGAAAAUGACCCUGGUGUCUGCCGAGGAUUAAUUUCCAGGUAUUUCUACAACAAAGAGUCACAGCAGUGUGAAAAAUUCCAAUAUGGAGGUUGCCUGGGAAACCAAAACAACUUUAAAUCUUUGCAAGAAUGCCAAAAUACCUGCCAUGACAGAGUCCCCUCAGCCAAUUCACUACAAAUCGAUGAUGACCACACGGUUUUGGGUACUAUUAGUAAUAAUAGUGCUCCACUUAUUAAGCAAGAGUUAUCCCUGCUCCCUUCUCUUUGUGUGAUGCCCAUGGACAGAGGUCUUUGCAAAGCAAAUGAGAAACGGUUCUUCUAUAAUCAAACUACUGGAAGAUGCCGUCCAUUCAGCUACACUGGAUGUGGUGGGAAUGAAAAUAAUUUUACCUCUAGGAAGGCAUGUGUGCAGAUGUGUAAGAAAGGUUUCAUUUCAAAGAAGGGACAAAAAGGUGUCAGGAAAAUACAUCGGAAAAGAAAGAAACAACUAGUCAAGGUGGUGGAUGGGGAAAUUGUUAUUGAAAGGAUUUAAGCACUAUAUAAUUAAACCACUCUGAAAAUGUUUCAUUUGAAGACAUCUACUAUUCUUGUAUUACCCACUUUGUUUAACAUUGUGCAUAUUUAUCAAGGUUUCAUAUAGCAACCUUCACAUCAUUCUAUUCCCUUGGGGAUUUGCCAGGCAGAAGAGAAACUUUUUACUGUAAAAUUAAUGCUGUGACUUUUUUUUUUUUCUAUGAUUAUUACAUAGAAUUGCAGAAUAAAAGGCUGUGAUCCGGAGCUAGCUCACUUUAUCUUCUUAAUCUGACACUAUCUAAUCACUCUGACUUGUACAUGAUAAAGGAAUUUGCUGAAUAUACAGCACUGUGACUGCAGAUCACUCUGUUUUAUUCCCACAAAGUGGUUGAUUUGCCUGAAGACUGAUUCCUUGCUGUAUGGAUCCUUGGACAAUAGAAUACAGUAUCUGAAUAGAAUAGAAUAGUAAUCCUCGACUUAUGACCACAAUUGAGCCCAACAUUUCUGUUGCUUAGUGAGAAACUUGUUAAGUGAAUUUUGACCAAUUUUAUGACUUCUUGCCACAAUUGUUAAGUGAAUCACUGCACUUGUUAAAUUAGUAACACGGUUGUUAAGUGAAUCUGGAAUCCCCAUUGAUUUUGCUUGUCAGAAGGUUGCAAAAGGUGGCCCCAGGGUCAUUGCAACUGUCAUAAAUAUGAGUCAGCUGCCAAGCAUCUGAAUUUUGAUCACAUGACCAUGGGGAUGCUGUAAUGGUUGUAAGUAUGAAAAAUGACCAUAAAAGUCACUUUUUUCAGUGAUGUUGUAUAAUUUCAAACAAUAAAUGAACUAUUGUAAGUCGAGGACUACCUGUAUAAUUGGACUCCUUUGGAUAUACUGUAAUCAUUGAACCUGUAUGACAAUAAAUACAGUUUAGAAUUUUCAACUGAUCGAGAAAUUUAGGAAAAGAAAUUUAGUUCUCAUGUCUGCAGAGAAAUAUUACAUCAGCUUAUUGCAAAUGUAAUAAAUCUUGAAAAUAAGGCGGACGGUGGUUUGUUACAAAAAUAUACAAGAAGAAAUGAAUAAGAAGUGCUUUCCAAGUCACAAAAGCCACUAAGAAACAAGUUAAAUAAGACUUCAAUUUCAUUUCUAUUUCUAUUUUAAAAGCCAAAGUUUUAAAUAAACACAAGGUUUAGCACAGCAGUGUAAAAAUCUGGAUUCAGUGCAAAUCCCAAAAGUGCUUUUUCAAGAGGCAACUGGACUUUCUGCUUUUCCUUUGAAGACAUUUUGCUUCUCAUCCCAAGUUUUUUCAAAGAAAACCCAGGCAGUCCAGUUGCCUCUUGAAAAAGCACCUUUGGAACAACCAUGACCUGGAUGACUGAGACUCUCCAUAGACAUUAAGUGCAAAUGGGUGCACAACUAGGACCUUCAGAGGUUCUUUAAAGCAGUCGUAUCAAGAUUGAGUCACUGACUGUUUUGUUGUUGUUUUUUAGUGUAAAUAUACCGUCAAAAGCUAUAUAUAAAGCCCUGAUAUUUAGGCAUUUGUGUAUUUUACUGCAGGUUUUUAAACUCAUUGCUUCUUUUUUUAAAUAAUAAAUCAGAUUCUUUGUUUUUAUAUUCUGUAAAUAUGUAGUACCAAGUUCUAUAUUUAGUAAAUAUUUUUGAAUUUACUUUAUCCCAUUAUCAUAUAUAAGAAUAGUCAAGCUGAACACUGUUUUUUUUUCCAAAAAAAAAAAAAAUUAUAUACAUAAAUACAUAAUGUAGGAGACCAUACUGUUAUGUUUCUUUUUUAGGAGGUCAAUGUCUUCAGUUGGUAUAUAAACCUUCUUUAGUCUUUCUAUCAAAUCACUGUUUUUAAUUAAACUUGGGUUGAAUUAGGGAAGGAGGGCACUAACAAAUCUUUGCAUCCAGGAGGGAAUGAAAUAGAGCAUGCUAAAUGAUUGUGUAUUGAAAAGAAGAAAGAGAACCUGAAAGAAGACUUGAGGAUUGGUAUUUGUGGGAGAUUGUGAUAAAAUGCUCGUUUGACUCAGAGAAAAUGCUGAGGAAAGAUAUUUGAGUUCUGGGGAGGUUGCAAGUAGGAAACAGAAAUUCAAAACAACUUUUUGAUUGUAUUACUUGAAGUAAAGGGCCUUGGAAGGCCUUCAAGAUUCUGUUACAAUAUCCAAACCACAUUAAACUUUGUUUCAAAAUUUAUAGUAA
Molecule: messenger RNA, 3580 nt
Organism: Pantherophis guttatus
Lineage: Eukaryota; Metazoa; Chordata; Lepidosauria; Squamata; Colubridae
Gene: TFPI
Product: tissue factor pathway inhibitor
Biological process (GO): negative regulation of peptidase activity
Cellular component (GO): extracellular region
Molecular function (GO): serine-type endopeptidase inhibitor activity
Source: RefSeq, a predicted model, not a curated record